CCGGUCGGGCCGGGGUGCCCCGGCCAGCGCGAAGCCCAGCGUUGCCACCCGCCGUUCAUCGCCGGCUACUGGGACGAAAGUACCACGCCCAGCUGAUCACACCUGCUCGGCCAGUUCAAAUAGGAAGAGGAGAAUGAGAGCUUCCAAAAGAACACCUUGGACUACAGAACAUGGGGUGGAAGAGGUCCUUGAAGAAAUGGAUACUGGAAGAAAACACUGGAAAGAGAAUUUUUUUGUUCCCUUUUUAAGUCCACAGGCUAUUCUAGGUGAAGCUUCUUCUCACCUUCAAUCUUCUGAACGAAAUGCUUCACGUAAGGGCAAGAAAAUGGAUGGAAUUUAUCAUUCACCUAGUAGAAAGUUUCAAGAAAAUAAAUUUAAGCGAAAGGAAUUUAUUUCCCAACAAAAUGAAAAAGAACCAAAUUUAAGAGCAAGAAAGAUACGCAUGUCAAAGAACGCAACAAACAAACGUGCUGCCUCCCAUGGAUCUGCAAGUUUAGAUGUUUCAGGUGAAGAAAGGUGUGACAUCAAAGAAGAUUGUGUUACAUGGAUCAGAAAGAAAUCACCAACUCCACCAAUUCAGGAAUCAAAGAAGAAAAUCACCGAAGGAAUGUCUACAAAAGUUCGCAUGAAUAUUUUGAAUGAAGAACUAGAAAAACUUAAUAUAAAAUGCAGAAAAAUAGAAGAAGAAUUUCAAAUUGCUGAGAAAGAACUUAUGAGCUCCAAAAAAGAUGUCUCUCCCAAACCCCUGUAUUUUCAAGAGUCAGACAUGAGAACAUCAAAAAAAGACUGGGAACUUCGAACUUUGAGAAAUGACCUAUCUGAAAAAACAACUGAUGUCAAGAACUUAACUGAAGAGCUGCAGCAAGCCAAAGAAAUGAUCCACAAGCUGAGCCUAGAGAACAGUGAUUUAAAGGAAACUGUUAGGAAGUUGAAGCGUCAGACUGAGGUCGGAAAUGCGCUGGUCAAAGAAGAACUGAAAUUGAAAUAUGAAUUGGAAGUGGAUAAGAUCCGUGAAGAGGUCGAUACCAUCAAGAAUGAACUGAGAACAGAGAAGACUCUGCAAGCGCGAAACAACAGGGCCCUGGAGCUGCUUCGGAAACAAUUUGCUAAUGCAUCGUUAGAUGCCCCUGACAGGUUUCCACUGGAUUUUUUUUAAAACAUUAAAAAAAACCCAAGCCUUUCAUUAGGCAGGUCAUUGAGCUCAAUCAGUGUUUCUUGUGCUUUCUUUGUGUGUUGCUUAAAAUGUGUGUCGUGAGAUGUCAUUUU
This is a messenger RNA of Talpa occidentalis (Iberian mole), 1266 nucleotides long. It is a transcript of the gene CCDC160, whose product is annotated as coiled-coil domain containing 160. The record is from RefSeq and is a predicted model, not a curated record. The coding region runs from base 134 to 1156 and encodes 340 amino acids. NCBI's taxonomy places the organism in Eukaryota, Metazoa, Chordata, Mammalia, Eulipotyphla, Talpidae. The transcript is spliced from 3 exons.